Quercus lobata is the source of this 1859-nucleotide messenger RNA. Its product is annotated as Mad3/BUB1 homology region 1. Gene Ontology annotation, biological process: meiotic sister chromatid cohesion, centromeric; mitotic spindle assembly checkpoint signaling. Bases 91 to 1683 code for a protein of 530 amino acids. The transcript is spliced from 5 exons. Lineage: Eukaryota; Viridiplantae; Streptophyta; Magnoliopsida; Fagales; Fagaceae. Gene Ontology annotation, molecular function: protein kinase activity. The record is from RefSeq and is a predicted model, not a curated record.
CGAACACAAAUUCAAAUUAGCCAUUGGCUCCAAAGUCCAAAACCCAACACUACCAUCUUCAACUCUGCUCCAAAGCAAAACCCAAAAAGCAUGGCCAAAGCCAACAACGACAACAACACCGAUCUCUUCACCUCCUUGAUCUCAGACAUCAAAUCCUACUCUGGCAACGACCCUCUUCUCCCAUGGCUCCGAGGGAUCAGAAAGAUGAAGGAUUCGCUGCCCUCGCAAGUUCUGAACGAGAAGCUGCCACGGUUUUUGCAGAAGUGCGCGCAGACCUUCGAUUCCGAUCGCCGUUACAAAAACGACUUACGAUACCUCCGUGUUUGGUUACAGUUGAUGGACUUUGUGGAGGAUCCAAAAACGCUUCUGAGGACCAUGGAGGUGAAUCAAAUUGGAAAAAAGAAGUCUUUGUUCUACCAAGCAUAUGCUCUUUACUAUGAGAAGAUCAAGAAAUUUGAGGAGGCUGAGAAAAUGUACCAUUUGGGUGUGCAGAACCUUGCAGAGCCUGCUGAUGAGUUGCAGAAAUCAUAUGAGCAGUUCCUUCACCGCAUGGAGAGAUACAAGAACAAGAGGAUCCAGCGCCAGGAAGUAAGAACUUCCAAGAGGCCAUUGUCUGCCAGCAACAUUCCUCCCAAAGGCAGUAAAACUGAAUUAAACAAGGAAAAUUGUAGAGGAAGCUGGCAUGACAGAGCUUCACCUGAAACACUACCUGAUGCUCAAUUUCCUAAGAAGAUUGGACCUGGAACUAUCUCUAAGCAACAAGUAACUACUCAAAGGGAGACACUUUGCAGUGAUGACACUGUUGUGGUGAAGUUUGUAGAUACUGCCAUUGUUGGAAAAUCUGAGGCUGAAGAUGCUUGCCAUCACGGGCUGGUUGAUCCUACAAUAAAUAUGAAAGAGGCCAUGAAUGCCAUUAAUAGCAUGUUUCGAGAACCUAUAGAGACAACAGUUGGUAGAAGAUCACAUAGAAGCAGACCAAAAGAAGAUGGUUUGAACAAUGGAUUUCAAGUGUUCAUUGAUGAAAAUUUGGGCAAUAAUCAAAAAGAAAAAGGUUCUUCAAUCCUGCAGCAUAGUGGGACUAAAACUUGCUCGUCUCAACAAGAACCAUUUAAAAUAUUUGUUGAUGAUGAAGGAUGUAGUGAAAUUGGAGAGAGAGAUGAGAGUGAAAACCUUGAGCAGAGUGAUGUUCAAAAUUUGACAGAAGGUUCCCAUGGAAAUGCUUUUGUGUUUCCUAGCCCAAAUGAUGUUUCAUCUGAAGGUUCUGAUGAUCAGAAUGUGCAGAGCUCACCUCAAGCAAAGUUUAGAGAGGAUACUGUUGUUUGUAGAUUUGUUGGCUCAACUAUUUCAGAUGAGCCGGAAGUUGAAAAUGUUUGCCACCAUGGCUUAGUAGAACCCACAAUCAACUUGAAGGAGGCUAUGGAUGAUAUAAAUAACAUGUUUGGGAAGCCAAUUGAUUUUGUUAGGACCAAGAGAUCGAAAAAGCAGGACAAGGUAGCAGAUAGUAAAAGAGGUUUUGGUGGGUUUUCUAUACUUCCUGAUGAUGACUUGGUACAGCAAGAAGUUCAGCUGAAGCCAAAAUUAUCUGGAACAUCGAAAGAAUGUGAUCUGUUUGAGCCAACUGUGUUUACAAAGGAGGCGAUGGAUGACAUAAAUAAGUUGUUUGGAAUGCCAUUGGACUUUUAGGAACAAUGUGCCUUUGUGCUACAGAAAUUUUGGAUUUGUUGUCAAAGGGGGAAAGAUAAUCAAUGGAGCUUUGUUUUUUUAUGUGGUCACAGGUGUUUGAAACGUGAAAUUUCUCUUGGUGGAUUUCUUCUCCAUAAUGAGUUUUCUGAGUGUAUUUAUGCCAUUCUAUCUUCAAA